AUGCCUAACUCGCUAGGCAUUGUUCUAUUAGCGUUGACCGAGACAUUUAACUCGUUGAAGCCUCAACCUUGUGUGAAGGAACCAGAGCUAUGCCAACCCACCUCCAAGCCACAGCAUGCAAUCUUGUACACAGCUAUAGCCCUAGCAACAAUUGGGGUGGGAGGUACAAGAUACACCAUGGCAACAAUGGGAGCAAAUCAGUUUGAAAACCCUAAGAACCAAGCCACUUACUUCAACUGGUUCUUCUUCACCCUCUACGCAGCUACAGUGGUCAGCAUCACAGCCAUCGUCUAUGUUGAGGGCAAUGUGAGUUGGAGAUUAGGGUUUGGCCUGUGCACCAUUGCCAACCUAAUUGGACUGGAAAAGGAAUCUCCAGCACUCGUCUGGCGGAAGCAAGGAUUAUUACUAUGGGCAUGGUGGAGUGACAGAUGA
Messenger RNA from Prunus persica (peach), 432 nucleotides. RefSeq names its product protein NRT1/ PTR FAMILY 2.6-like. The transcript is spliced from 2 exons. NCBI's taxonomy places the organism in Eukaryota, Viridiplantae, Streptophyta, Magnoliopsida, Rosales, Rosaceae. Gene Ontology annotation, biological process: transmembrane transport. The record is from RefSeq and is a predicted model, not a curated record. Gene Ontology annotation, cellular component: plasma membrane. Gene Ontology annotation, molecular function: transmembrane transporter activity. Bases 1 to 432 code for a protein of 143 amino acids.